Molecule: messenger RNA, 3516 nt
Organism: Closterium sp. NIES-65
Lineage: Eukaryota; Viridiplantae; Streptophyta; Zygnematophyceae; Desmidiales; Closteriaceae
Source: the annotation of a GenBank genome assembly
AUGGCCGUGUCUCAAGCAGGUUCGGGCAAUGGGGCCGACACGGCGCACGCGAAGAGACUGAUAGCUGAGCGUGCUCGCGCUGACGCGGAAAAGGCUAGAGCUGCGGCGGAGGAGAGGCGCGCGGAGGCUGUGAAAUUGCGCGUCGAGGCGGAAGUAAAGCAGCAGGCGGCGGAGGAGAAACGAAGGUUGGCAGAAGAAAAGCGGAGGAUCGCGGAGAAGGCCAAAGAGGAGGCGCAAGCUCGGCAGGCGGAGGCGGAGAGCGCGCAGGCUGAAGCGGAGAGGAAGGCGGAGGCAGCAGCGCGGCGGAAAGCGGAGGCGGCGGAAGCGAAGGAGCAGGCGAAUGCGGCGAUGCAGCGCGCGGUGAGUGCGCGGGAGGAGGCAGAUGCGAAGAGAGAGCGCGCGAAGCAGGCGAAGGCGGAGGCUGAUGAGAAGAGGGAGAAAGCUGCGCAAGCCAAGGCAGAGGCAGACCGGAAGCAGGCUGAGGCAGAGCAAGCGAGGGAGACAGCCGAGGCUGCGAGAGCGAAGGCUGUGAGCGGGAGGGAGGUUGCGGAGAAAGCCCAGCAAGGGGCGGAACUGGCGAAGGAGGAAGCGGAGAGGGCGAGGGGCGAGGCGAAGCAGGCUCAGGAGAAGGCGGAGGCUGCUCGGGCUGCUGCGGAGGGGAAGAGGGAAGAGGCGGAGAAGGCGAAGCAGAGCGCGCGGGCGCGUCUGGAGGAGUCUGUGGCGCUGAAGGAAAGGGCCGCUGAGGCGCGAGCUGCGGCGGAAAAGGAGCACGCGGAGCUGGAGAGGCGGAAGGGCGAAGCGGAGAGCGCGCGGGAGAAGGCGGAGGCGCAGAGGAGGGAGGCUGAGGAGAAGAAGCAGCAUGCUGAGAAGGCGAAGGAGGACGCGGAGCGGAAGAGGAUUGAGGCGGAAAAGGCGAAGGAGGAGGCUGGGAGGGCGAAGGUGGAUGCGGAGAGGGCGAGGGAGGAGGCGGCGAGGAGGCAGGAGGAGGCGGAGGGGAAGCGGGGUGAGGCGGAGAGGAAGCAACAGGAGGCAGAGAGGUUGCGGGAGGAGGCGGAGAAGGGGAGGUUGGCUGCUGAGCAGGCGAGAGCGCAGGCGGAGCAGGCGAGGGAAAGGAAGAAGGAGCUAGAGCUGAAAGCUGCGGCAAAGAGUUGGACGGGGAGGAAACGGUUGGGAGAAAACAGGCCUGAGCUGUGGGAAGAGGGCGAGUUUCUUCGUCUUGAACACACGCUACCAAUGUCGGACGCGGAAGAAGCGGAAAAUGCGCCGGUUGAGGAGGUUACACAGGGAGAGGCGCCUGCUAAGGAAGCAGCAGGCGAUGAUGGUGGUGGGGUUGAAGGAGAAGGAGGAGAAGAAGCUGAGGAAGUUGGGGACGAGGGAACGGGAGAAGAGGAAACAGCCGAAGAAGUAAAGGAUGAUGCAAAUGAUGGAGAGAAGGAAAGCGAAGGGGGAAAUGCUGGUGACGAAGAAGGGGGGGUAGAAGCGGAAGUUACCCCUGCUGAAGCGGGUGAAGCAACUGAAGCAGGUGAAACGAGUGGUGCUGGUGACGCACGAGAAGCAAGCGACUCGGGAGAAGCGGCUGAAGGAGGUGAAGCAGAAGAAACAAGCGGAGAAACGAACGCGACAGGAGAAGCUGAAGCAGGUGAAGCUGCUGAGGCGGUUGCGGAAGAGGAAGCGGAAGAAAAUGUGGAAGAGGCGGCUGAGGGGAUCAGCGAGGCGGAUGCUGAGAGCGCUGCUGAUGGGAAGACAGAGGCGGAAGCCGGCGACGCUGCGCCGGCGGAAGCCGAGCAAGCGGAAGCGGAGCAGGCGGAAGGGGAGCAGGCGGAAGGGGAACAGUCAAAGGGAGAUGACGAUCAAGGGAGCGACAAAGGGGAGGCUGAGGAUGCAGAGGCGGGUGUGACUGAACCGGGAGGGUCGAACGCAGAGGAAGUAGCUGCAGAGGAGACUGCUACAGCCGAGGCUACAACCGAGGGUACAGCCGAGGCUACAGCCGAGUCGAGUGCAGAAGCAGGUGAGGAGACCAACGAAGAGGCGAGUGGGGAGGCGAGUGGGGAGGCAACUGGUGAGCCGAGUGAUGCUGCUGGUGGAGGUGAAGGGGGAGAUCUGGAGGGAACGACGAGUGAUGGGGAGUCACGAGCGGCAGAAGGAGAGAUGGAGGACGAGGGGAAGGAAGAUGACACAGGGGACGGACCGGUGGAGGAGAAAGGUGAGGAGGAGAGCUUAGGAGGACAAGGAGAAGGAGAGAAGGGAGAAGAGGAGGGAAGUGGCGAGGAGGUGAGGAACGAAGUGGGAGCGGAAGGGGAGGAAGAUCGAGGAGAGGAGGGAGGAGAGCGGACAGAAGGAGGAGGAGAAGAAGGUAUUGAAGCGGCAGCUGGAGGAGCAAGCGGCGAGGUUGAUGGGGAGGGGGCAGCGGAGGAGGCGGAGGGGGAUAAAGAAGAAGAUGCGGAGAAGAAUGAUGACGUGGCAUCUGUGUCGUCAGGUGGCGGCGAUGGGGAGGAUGAACGGGCAGGUGAAGAAAGCGAGGAGAGAAUACAGGAUGGAGAGAUGGGUGGAGAUGAGACAGGGGAGGACGAGAAGGGGCAGGAGGAGGAGAGUUCCGAGGCAGAGGGGGUUGGAGGAGAGAUGGGCGAGUCUAGGUUGGAGGAAGGAGCAGGAGAGGAGGUGAUAGGGGAAGCAGCGAGUGCGGAGCAAUUGGGGGGAGAACCGGGGGAAGGGGAGGAAACGGAGGAGAAAGAUAAGGGUGGGGUUGAGGAGGAGAGGGAGGGGGAGGGAGUUACUAUUCAUGUUGAUGGUGACAAUGGGAUGGAAGAGGAGGGGAAGGCAGAGGAGGAAGCGGCAGGGGAGGCUAGUGGCUUGCGGGUAGAGAAAGGGAAAGAAUCGAAGGAGGGAGAGGGAAGAGGGGAAGAGGGGGAGGUGGAAGCUGGUGCAGGUCAGAACCAUGUGAAGGAUGGAGAGGGGAGUGAGGAGGGGAGUGAGAAGGGGAGUGAGAAGGGGAGUGAGAAGGGGAGUGACAAGAGUGAGAGUAGUAGUGACAGCGAUAGCAGCAGCGAGAGUGGGAGUGACAAGGAGGGGGAUGACGAUGAGAAGGAGAAGAAGAAGAAAGAUAAAAAGGAGAAGAAGGAUAAGGAGGCGUCUAAGGCGGAGGAGCAACUGGGGAAGCUGAAAGAAGAGCUGGAAGCGGAGGAGGAGAGGAGGAUAGCGGCAGAAGAAGCUAGGGACGAGGCGGAGGAGGGGCGAAGGGUGGCUGAGGAGGGCAUGGAGGCGAUGGUGGAUGCUAAGAGGCAGACGGUGAAGAACCUGACAGAGAGUUUGCUGGCUUCGGAGGAGCAGAGGAAGAGGCUUGUUGCCGUGCUACGAUCCUCGUUUGGGGGGGAGGAGGGGCGGCGGUUGGCUGAGGAGGGCAUUGAGGCGAUGGUGGAUGCUAAGAGGCAGACGGUGAAGAAUCUCAGAGAGUCUGCUGGCUUCAUAGGAGCAGAGGAAGAGGCUCGUUGCUGUGCUGUGACCCGUGAAUGGAGGUAA